GCACGUUAGAUUGUUCUGGAAAGCCGGCCCUCCUUUCUUGCACGGCGAGGCGUGCUAGGGAACCACGAGCUGAUUCAUUGUGAGCUGGAAUCCACCGUCCUGUGAGCGAUCCGCCGCCGCCAUGUCCGCCGUUAAAGCACUUAAUCCCAAGGCCGAGGUAGCCCGAGCACAGGCCGCCCUGUCUGUCAACAUCAGCGCCGCUCGGGGGCUGCAGGACGUGCUGCGUACCAACCUGGGGCCUAAAGGCACCAUGAAAAUGCUGGUUUCUGGUGCUGGAGACAUCAAGCUUACCAAAGAUGGCAAUGUAUUACUUCAUGAAAUGCAAAUUCAACAUCCGACAGCCUCUCUGAUUGCUAAAGUAGCCACCGCCCAGGAUGAUAUUACUGGUGAUGGAACAACGUCCAAUGUCCUGAUCAUUGGAGAGCUUUUGAAGCAAGCGGAUCUGUACAUUUCAGAGGGUCUUCAUCCGAGAAUUGUGACUGAAGGAUUUGAGGCAGCAAAAGUAAAAGCACUUCAAGUAUUGGAACAAGUUAAAGUGUCCAAGGAAAUGGACAGAGAAACCCUCAUUCAUGUGGCACGAACUUCAUUGAGAACAAAAGUUCAUGCUGAGCUUGCUGAUGUUUUGACAGAGGCUGUUGUGGACUCUGUUUUGGCAAUAAGACAAUCUAAUGAACCCAUUGACCUGAACAUGGUUGAAAUUAUGGAGAUGAAGCACAAAACAGAAAGUGACACAACGUUGAUUAGAGGCCUUGUCCUUGAUCAUGGAGCUCGUCACCCGGAUAUGAAGAAAAGAGUUGAAGAUGCAUUUAUUCUCACAUGUAACGUUUCCUUGGAGUAUGAAAAAACAGAGGUAAACUCUGGAUUCUUCUACAAAAGUGCACAAGAGCGUGAAAAACUGGUUAAAGCAGAAAGGACAUUUAUUGAAGAGAGGGUAAAAAAAAUUGUAGCCCUAAAACAAAAUGUGUGUGGAGAUACAGGCAAAAGCUUUGUUGUGAUUAAUCAAAAGGGAAUAGACCCAUAUUCCUUGGAUGCCCUUGCCAAGGAAGGAAUUGUAGCACUUCGUAGAGCUAAGAGAAGAAAUAUGGAAAGGUUAACAUUGGCUUGUGGUGGCAGUGCUAUGAACUCUGUGGACGACCUCACUCCUGAAUGCUUAGGACAUGCAGGUCUUGUCUAUGAAUUCACAAUGGGUGAAGAAAAGUUCACAUUUGUUGAGCAGUGUGACAACCCACGCUCCGUGACACUGCUUGUGAAGGGGCCAAAUAAGCACACACUAACACAAAUUAAAGAUGCUAUAAGAGAUGGGCUCCGGGCUGUCAAAAAUGCCAUUGAAGAUGGUUCAGUCGUAGCAGGUGCAGGAGCACUAGAAGUGGCAAUAGCUGAUGCUCUUGUCAAGCACAAGACCAGUAUAAAGGGGAGAGCCCAGCUUGGUGUGCAGGCUUUUGCUGAUGCUCUCCUUAUCAUUCCUAAGGUUCUUGCCCAAAAUUCUGGCUAUGACCCUCAAGAGACAUUAGUAAAACUGCAGACUGAAUAUACAGAAUCAGGACAACUUGUUGGUGUAGAUCUCAACACAGGUGAACCAAUGGUUUCUGCAGAAGCAGGUGUCUGGGACAACUAUAAUGUUAAGAAGCAGCUUCUCCAUUCCUGCACUGUGAUCGCAAGCAAUAUUCUCCUGGUGGAUGAGAUCAUGAGAGCAGGAAUGUCUUCUUUGAAAGGAUAAACCUAGGACCUACCAUACAUGCAUUCAAUUGCUGCUUCUUUUGAUUUACUAAAUAUAUGGUUCCAACAAAACAGUCACUUACUUGUCACUUAAAACUGUAAAACAAUAGCACCUAUUGAAUCCCA
Molecule: messenger RNA, 1842 nt
Organism: Pelobates fuscus (common spadefoot toad)
Lineage: Eukaryota; Metazoa; Chordata; Amphibia; Anura; Pelobatidae
Gene: CCT6A
Product: chaperonin containing TCP1 subunit 6A
Exons: 14
Coding region: 122-1717 (531 amino acids)
Biological process (GO): protein folding
Cellular component (GO): chaperonin-containing T-complex
Molecular function (GO): ATP hydrolysis activity; ATP-dependent protein folding chaperone; ATP binding
Source: RefSeq, a predicted model, not a curated record